Messenger RNA from Puma concolor (puma), 1375 nucleotides. The record is from RefSeq and is a predicted model, not a curated record. Lineage: Eukaryota; Metazoa; Chordata; Mammalia; Carnivora; Felidae.
AUGGGCUGGGGAGCAGGAGGGAGCUGCACCCCGCGCCCACCCAUCCGCCAACAGCCCUUGUCAGAGCCCCGUGUGAUCACCGUGGUCUUCCUCGGCCUCCUGCUGGACCUCCUGGCCUUCACUCUGCUGUUGCCUCUGCUGCCAGGGCUGCUGGAGAGCCAUGGCCGUGCCCACGAUCCCCUCUAUGGCUCCUGGCAACAAGGCGUGGACUGGUUUGCCGCAGCCAUCAGGAUGCCAGCGGAGAAGAGGUACAACAGUGUCCUGUUUGGAGGUCUGAUAGGCUCAGUCUUCUCCUUCCUGCAGUUCCUCUUGGCACCAGUCACGGGGGCUGUCUCAGACUGUCUCGGGAGGCGCCCGGUGAUGCUGCUGUCCCUGGCAGGUCUGGCCACCUCGUAUGCCGUGUGGGCGGCCUCAAAGAGCUUCGCCGCCUUCCUGGCCUCCAGGGUGAUUGGGGGCAUCAGCAAGGGAAACGUCAGCCUCUCCACAGCCAUCGUAGCCGACCUGGGCUCACCUUCCGCCCGCAGCCGAGGCAUGGCAGUCAUUGGAGUGGCCUUCUCGCUGGCCUUCACGCUGGGCCCCAUGCUUGGCGCCUUCCUGCCAGCGGAGAUGGUACCCUGGCUGGCUUUGCUCUUUGCUGCCUCCGACCUGUUGUUUAUUUUCUGCUUCCUGCCGGAGACGCUGCCUGCGGAGAAGCGGGCAUCCUCUAUCGGCCCGGGGUUCCAGGCUGCGGCAGACCUGCUCAGCCCCGUGGCCCUGCUCCGUUUCUCGGCCGUGGCCCGUGGCCAGGACCCACCCGCUGGAGACGGGAUCCGUCACCUUCGCCGCCUGGGUCUGGUGUACUUCCUCUACCUCUUCCUGUUCUCGGGUCUCGAGUUCACCCUCAGCUUCCUCGCUCAUCAGCGCUUCCAGUUCAGCAGCCUGCAGCAAGGAAAGAUGUUUUUCUUCAUCGGCCUCACCAUGGCCACCGUGCAGGGCGCCUACGCCCGGAAGAUCAGCCCUGGCAGCGAGGUUGCAGCGGUGAAGCGGGUACGAGGCUCCCCCGGGCGAAAGGGCACGAUCAUGGGCACGCUUCGGAGCCUGGGCGCCCUGGCCAGGGCAGUGGGACCCAUGGUGGCUGCCUCAGUGUACUGGCUGGCCGGGGCCAGGGUCUGCUUCACGGUGUGCUCAGGCCUCUUCCUGCUCCCUUUCCUGCUCCUGCGCAACCUGAGGCCUCCAGCCCGCAUGGCACCCAAGGCCGAGUAGUGGAGCUAGCCCCGCCCCAAGCUGGGGAAGGGACCUCUCCCCUCCCCCUGGGGCCCAGCCCUGGCCCCUGCCGGACACUCCAGCAGCUCCGUGGUACGCGCGCCUGGACAGUCCUGCCCGUAGUGCUGGGAGC